AUGAAGCUCUUGGAUCAACAUAGCAACAGAGGUGUACUCCCCUUAUCCCAAAGCACUAUAAAUGAGGUGAAACGGAAACACCCAGAGGCAAGCGAAGCCGAUCCUUCACUGUUAAUAGAUGGCCGGUUGAUCUGCCACGGGAAUCGCUGGAACUGUACCAACCACAUUAGGUGGAGCACUCACUUGGAUUGGCACUGGUGGUGAGCUGGCCACUUCGGGUUGACUGACCUCAACAGUGUCGGUGUCAGUGACCUCAACUGUGUGCUCAACUGCCGUUGGCUUCAACUGGUCGAUAUGUCAACGCCAAAUAAUCCCUAGUGCCACCUGCACCUCGUACAUCAGUGGACCUGUCUUGCUGAAAAUCAGUCCUGAGCGCCUUUUCAGAUCCCCUCGAUAAUCUCGUGACAUCACCGAGUCACCAACCUCUAACUGACCACGCUGUCUACCCGUCAGUUUAUUACGCCGCUCGUAGUAAGGCUUGUCUCCAUAUAUGCGAGCAGACCAUCCUUUCACGAUUGACUCGUACACCCUUGCCAGGUCUGGGUCACGACGUGUUCCUCUAGCAACUGCUUCACUAGUUACAGGUAGUUACAGGUACCCAAAUUCGCGAAAAUAUCCUUUAUGCGCGGCAGAGGAUACUGUUCAGCAAAAGGUACGGGAUCGACUGAGACCUUGAAAUCGCCACACACACGUACUGAUCCGUUUCGCUUAACUACUGGGACAAUCGGGGUUGCCCAUUCCCUGUAUUCUUCCUUAGAAAGAAUACCGUCCCUCUCUAAAAGUGGCAAUUCUACCUCUACCUUGGGGCGGAGUGCAUAUGGAACUUGGCGUGGCUUGCGAAAGCUAGGCUGGCAGCUCUCCUCGACCUUCAAAUCAGCCUUGUGGCCUUUAACUGUGCCCACACCCUCAGAAAAUACAGACUCGUACUGCUGCAACAACUUAUCCACUUUGCUUUGCAUGACCCCUUCCGGAGUCUUGCUGAGCUUAAGGGCUUUGAUUUCACCCCAGUUCAGCUGAAUUUUGGAAAGCCAGUCACGCCCAAACAAUGCUGGCCCCGGUGUCUCAACCAAUUGUAGGGUUAAUUCCUUUUCCUGGCCCUUGAACUUAACAUUACACUUUAUCUCUCCCUUAGGUGUGAUUUUCUGUCCAGUGUAGGUUUUAAAUGUUUCAAGGCUCUUUGCAAGCUUUAAACGACCAAAAUGCUCCUUAUACUGUUUAUAUGGGAGCACAGAGACAGCUGAACCUGUGUCUAGUUCCAUCUUGACCACCCCUCCCUGUACUUCGGGGUAUUAACCUUAGGGGAUCCCAAAUAAUCAUCUCUGUCCCCAUCAUCACUGUCCACAUAAUUUGCUGGGGGUUGGGCUGCUUGUGUCUCCAUUUUCUUGGAUUCACAAGCCCUUACAAUAUGGCCGGUCUUGUUAAAGUGGUGACAUUUUCCCUUUUUGAACGGACAACUUUUAUGAUCAUGAUUUCCCAAACAGUGGUAGCAACGUUGGUCACCCGGCUCUUUAGGGGAUGGGAAACCCUUUUUCUCUGAAGGCUUAGCUUCUUUCUUAGAUUCAGGCUUCUUGCUUGGCCUUGACUUGGAUAACAAAUCGACUGGGUUUAACUCUUUACCCCCCUGGAGAGCUUCAACAUCCUUGUAAGAUUGCUUAAUAGCGAUGGACUUCGCUACAGCAAUGUCAAAUGUCAGUUCCUUGAUUUUGAGUUUCAAGAGCUCUGACAUCAUUCUCUUAUCUCGAAUACCCGAAACCAAUCUAUCCCUGAGCCUUUCCAAACGCAUGGCAUCAUUAAACUUGCAAUCCGUAGCUAGAUGCUUUAAAACAGCAACAUUCUGACUCACCGUUUCGCCUGCGUUAGGGGCUUGGUUGUCAAACUCAUACCUGGCAACUAAGGCAGAUUUCUGGGGAUUCCAUUGCUUUUGAAGACGCUCUACGAUCGUGUCGUAAGUGAGAGAAUCUUCUCUUACCAAUAUCGGGGUCAUCAAGUCUUUCGCCAGUUGGUACGUUUCAGUGGGAAGAUUAGUUAACAGGACGGCUUUCUUCUGUUUCGAGUCGGUCACUCCAUUGGCCACGAAGAAAAAUUCUAGCUGUUCUGCAUACGCCUCGAAGUCAGCUCCCACUGCGAACUUCUGAACUUUGCCGAUGUUACGAAGCGGAUUUGGUGCCGCAUCAGACUUGUUUGGCAUCUUGAAACGUCGUAUGGAUCUUUUUUAGGAAUGUCUUCACUUUCUUCACUUGCUGUAAAAUAUCCCUUAAGAUCCCAUCCUUGUCGCCAAAAUUGUCAUGUACUGACGAGAGUUCGGAGAACACACCCGGACAACAUGGCAGUUCACUAGAAACACGUUUUAUUGAAUCUAUGCGUGUGCAUGUAAUUAUUAUAUAUGGUAAACGCACAGAGAGACCAUAACAAUCCUGAUGUGUUUCAAAAUAUAACACAGUCUUCCAUUGCAAAUGCAGCCCUACGGACAAGGGGGUCUAGCGGGCCCUUCGGUUUAGACGCUGAUGGGUGGAGGAGAAUAUUGGUGUUGAAGAAUUCUGGAGCCUGUGGUCAUAAUCUUAGGAGUGCAUUAGCCACCUUUGCCUAA
Molecule: messenger RNA, 2587 nt
Organism: Porites evermanni
Lineage: Eukaryota; Metazoa; Cnidaria; Anthozoa; Scleractinia; Poritidae
Source: the annotation of a GenBank genome assembly